Molecule: messenger RNA, 2611 nt
Organism: Paramormyrops kingsleyae
Lineage: Eukaryota; Metazoa; Chordata; Actinopteri; Osteoglossiformes; Mormyridae
Product: guanine nucleotide-binding protein G(olf) subunit alpha
Biological process (GO): sensory perception of chemical stimulus; adenylate cyclase-activating dopamine receptor signaling pathway
Cellular component (GO): heterotrimeric G-protein complex; cytoplasm
Molecular function (GO): GTPase activity; G-protein beta/gamma-subunit complex binding; GTP binding
Source: RefSeq, a predicted model, not a curated record
CGCACGCAGGGGCGAGGGAGGCCGGUGUGCAUGGAGACGCGGCGGCGGUGACGGGUCGCGGCCAGUCUCCGUGCGAAGGCGGAGGGCAGGCAGUGCGGCGCACCUCGCUCUUCAGCCAGGAGCAGCCUGACAGCUUCUCUUUUUCCUGCCGUUCGGCGUCGUGCGCUCUUUCCGUCCUUUCACUUUCCUUACUUAUUGACGCGGUUUUUGACCGAUCUCAGAGGAAAAUCAUAAAAAGUACUUUAUGUAGGCCUAUAUCGGUCCUUCUAAGUAGCUGUCAGUGUAAACUUUCCGGGAAGCGAUCUAUCGAUAUCUGCUCAGCAGCAGUCCGGCCGAGCCCUAUAAUAAUCACGGCCGCGGACGCGGUACCGGUGCCCGCGGACGGCUUCUUGGCAGCCGUGAUCGAGAUCAGUCGGGCGGGCGCCGCUGACAUGCUGACCGCGGGCUGUUACUCGGGCUCCUAGGCGUAGUGGGGCCAGCGCGGCGCUGACGACAGGCGCAGGUUUCACGGCACGGCGGCGGCUUUUCCUCCCGGCUGAGGGUCGGUACUUCCUGGUGCUGCAGAGAGAGGCAGUGCUGAGUUAGAGGGACGGAGACAGAAGCGCGGAGACGGGGGGAGAGAGGCAGCCUCACAGCGAGCGGAGAGCGGCAGCUGGCUGCGGUCCAGGAGCUGCUCUGCUCCGCUCUUCUCUGUCAGCCGGCCGCUUUUAUUUUUAUUUAUAAUAAACAUAUUUAUUAGGAUUAUUGGAAUCCGGGGCCGUUUGGCAGCGAGGCGAGGCGGAUUAUUAAGAGCGAUCAUUUUCUUCAAAGCUGCGGGGAAACGUCGCACCAUUUUUUCCCCCUCCUUUGCACGGAUAUUUUCUCUUUCCCCGUUUUAAAUUGAAAUCAAGGCUUUUAUUUUUGAGCCGUUUUAUUGUAAUACCGUCGAUUCGCCGAGGCUAACGGAAGAUGGGCUGUUUGGGUAACAGCAAGACCGAAGACCAGCGCAUCGACGAGAAGGCGCAGCGAGAGGCGAACAAGAAGAUAGAGAAACAGCUGCAGAAGGAAAGGCAGGCGUACAAAGCCACACACCGGCUGCUGUUGCUGGGGGCUGGAGAGUCCGGAAAGAGCACGAUCGUCAAGCAGAUGAGGAUCCUUCACGUCAAUGGCUUCAAUGCGGAAGAAAAGAAACAAAAAAUCCUGGACAUUCGAAAAAAUGUGAAGGAUGCCAUAGUGACGAUAGUUUCUGCGAUGGGCACUUUAAUACCUCCUGUCCCACUGGCUAACCCUGAGGACCAGUUCAGAGUUGACUACAUCAAGAGCAUAGCGCCCCUUUCUGACUUUGACUAUACGCAGGAGUUCUUCGAGCAUGCAAAGAAACUGUGGGAUGAUGAAGGAGUGAAGGCCUGCUUCGAGAGAUCCAACGAGUACCAGCUCAUCGACUGUGCGCAGUACUUUUUGGACCGAAUUGACUCUGUCAGUCAGAAUGACUACACACCAACAGACCAGGACUUACUUCGUUGCCGAGUUUUGACUUCAGGGAUUUUCGAAACGCGAUUUCAAGUAGACAAAGUGAACUUUCAUAUGUUUGACGUCGGCGGCCAGAGAGAUGAACGGAGGAAGUGGAUCCAGUGCUUUAACGACGUCACUGCCAUCAUCUUCGUGGUGGCCAGCAGCAGCUACAACAUGGUCAUACGGGAGGACAACAACACCAACCGGCUGCGCGAGGCACUCGACCUCUUCAGAAGCAUCUGGAACAACAGGUGGCUACGCACCAUUUCUGUCAUCUUGUUUCUCAACAAACAGGACAUGCUAGCUGAGAAGGUCUUAGCAGGAAAGUCCAAAAUUGAAGACUACUUCCCAGAGUAUGCUCGCUACACCGUACCAAGUGAAGCAACUCCAGUUCCCGGGGAGGACCCAAAGGUCACCAGAGCCAAGUUCUUUAUCCGGGAUGAGUUUCUGAGGAUCAGCACAGCCAGUGGCGAUGGCCGACACUACUGCUACCCGCACUUCACCUGCGCUGUGGACACGGAGAACAUCCGCCGCGUCUUUAACGACUGCAGGGACAUCAUCCAGCGGAUGCACCUACGCCAGUACGAGCUCUUGUGAAGCGGCCCAGCGGGACUCUGAGUACUACUGAAGUGUGUCAGAUGCUCCUCCUCAUGCACCUCCUCAUGCUCUCUUGUCCAUUGGGCUUGCUUGUUUUUCCACCUCCUUUUCUCUCCCACCCCACCCUAUUCUUGUCCCCAUUUUAUCGAGGUGAGGAGUGCUUGGGAACACAAUGCUGUCGUUUUUUCCUCCCCAGCACCUUUUUUCGGUGUUGUCAUUCCACUAAGCCUCUGGCUACCUCUUUUUUGUUCAUUUAGGGGGACGGUUUUGUCGUGGGGCUGUGAUGUCAGUGUACCUGGACGAGCCGCUCUGGCCAGUGCUGGGGUGUGUUUAAGGAUCCCCCGCUGGAGCCCUGCCUGUGACAGUGUGUCACCUGCCAGCUUCCAUGUGGGGGCGCCAAACCCCUCAGCAGGCUCUCUGCUUCUCCUCUUUUCAACACUGAAGAGUACUUGAUGCAGGGGGUAGUGGGGGGGAGAUGCAAUUUGCAUCUGGUGACUUAGUAACUUUGAGGAUCCCACCCACA